AUGAGGUCGCCGGUGUUCGACGCGCAGUUCUACGGGCCAAUGCGGGAGGACGACGACGACGAUGCAGCAAGCAAGUGCAGCAUAGCUAUCGAGGACAUGCAGCCUGCUGUUUUCAGGGCGCUGCUUCACUUCAUAUACAUGGACUCGAUGCCGUCCAUGGAAGGGUUCGACGCUGGCGACCGCAAGGAGAUGGUUAAACACCUACUUGUGGCUGCGGAUAGGUACUCCGUGGAACGGUUGAAGCUGAUGUGCGAAGGCAUUCUGUGCAAGAGCCUUGACGCUAAGGAUGCGGAGACCACGCUGGCUCUGGCUGACACGCAUCACAGUACUGCCACGGCCUCAGGAAGGCUUGUGUCGUGUUUCUCGCCUUGUCCAACAAAGUGGGUAGCGCUGUGGCGAGCCAGGAAGUGUAUCUGCAACUCAACGACAAUGACUGACCACGCCCUGCUACGUUCUUAUCAGAUUAGCUGCCGUCCCACGACAUAA
Molecule: messenger RNA, 486 nt
Organism: Miscanthus lutarioriparius
Lineage: Eukaryota; Viridiplantae; Streptophyta; Magnoliopsida; Poales; Poaceae
Source: the annotation of a GenBank genome assembly